AAAGAGAAAAGGGAAAAACUCUUGCGCCUCCUCCUCACGUGCCACGCCCUAAUCUCCCAGGCAGCCGCGGAGCCGCCUCACGCUUCUCGCCAUGGCCGCUCUCCGGCCAUGUCCCCCUCGCAUUAUCACCUCUCCUUCUUCCUCCAAACUGAGCAGAUGGCAGCCUCGAAGUAUCCUGCCGCUGCACAGGACUAGCAGUAGGACUGUACUCAGGAUCAGCCACGGGAUCUGCGCUUGCAACGGCGGGGCCGAUCAGCCCGUCGAUCCGGACCCGUUAGAGCGCUUCCUGAUGCGCCUGCCUGCGGAACAAAAAAAAAGAUGGCAGGAAAUAAUUCAAUUCUCCAAGGGGCCACCGGAUAUGGCGUUUGGUGAAGAGGUUGACCUGAUUUUUAAUUACAAGAUGAAGAUUACUAAUCCGAGCGUUUUGUAUGCUGAAGGAACAUUUUUGUCACGGAGACUCUGCCGGAUGGCUCAAGAGGCGUCGGCGAUUGCUUCCAGUGUGGUGAAAUGUGCGGGUGUGAGAAUUGGUACAGGAAACGAAAUUUCGGUGGACACGACAACGCAGAUUCUCCGGACAUACGUGGGAGUCUUUGUUAGCAUAGCUGAGGAGAUCCACCAUAAGAGGGUUCAAACGAGGACCAUCGUCUCCUUUCUUGAUGCUCUUCAAGGUGUGGCGUCGGUAAGCCACAUCUUAGUUCAAGAUACCGUGGCGAACCGUGCUCUCAUCGACAGUAAAGAUACUUCAACAUAUUACGAGAUAGACGCCUCUGAUUUAGAAAGAGCCCACCGUGAGUAUCAGCUGCAAAUGAACGAUCUGAAAGAUAAACUCACGACGGCUACUAGCGCGCUCGGCGUAUGCCAGCUUCUGAGGCAUACACUGCAUGAUGCGUUCAAGCUGACACAAAAAAUCGUCGGAACAAUGGUUGCUAGCCGCGAAAUGGUAAUCCGAGGUGGUCCCCGGUAGAUGAUGAUAAUAGCAGGCUAAUAAAUAAGAACCCGACGAGCUUGAUGAGAGAUGCAUUUGGAAUCAUGUUUCUCAACAGCCAUGCAUGGAGCUUGCCCCUUUGAAGCGCACGCCCAAAGUCCUUCAAAAGGGCGAAACUGCCAGUGUAAUUUGAAUUAGUGAUGAUGCAGAACCUAAUCGUUCUAUCGUAUAGUUAGAUUGUAAGCUGGACGGUCUAUUUCUAAAUCGACUAUCUUGGUUCGUAUUAUAUGGCAUUUUUUUGGGUUCUAAUUCAAGAUGUUUAACCAAAUUUGUAAUUAAAAUAUAUUAAGUAUUAACAUCUACAAUAUCAAUAUAUCAACCAUGAAA
Brachypodium distachyon (stiff brome) is the source of this 1312-nucleotide messenger RNA. RefSeq lists its product as uncharacterized. The transcript has 8 exons. The coding region runs from base 92 to 964 and encodes 290 amino acids. The record is from RefSeq and is a predicted model, not a curated record. Lineage: Eukaryota; Viridiplantae; Streptophyta; Magnoliopsida; Poales; Poaceae.